AUUUUGAAUAAAUAAAUGUGUUUGGUUUGACCGUUCCAUGCCCGGCACACACAGAGCUCCCCGGAAAAGACCCAACAUUUCAGCAGCAGAGAAUUCCAGGAGCUCUGAGCCACAAACCCCUCCUUUUCCCACAGAAAACUAUCGAAUGAAGAGCUACAAGAACAAAGCCCUAAACCCCGAGGAAAUGCGUCGCAGGAGGGAAGAGGAAGGGAUUCAACUGCGCAAACAGAAACGAGAGCAACAGCUCUUCAAAAGAAGGAAUGUGGAGUUGAUCAAUGAAGAUGAAUCCAUGUUUGACAAUCUCCUGGUGGAUUCCUACGUCACCUCCACCACGUCUGGGGAGGGUUUGAUCACAGGAGAGAUGGUGGAGAUGCUUUUCUCAGAAGACCCCGACCUACAGUUAGCAACCACUCAGAAAUUCAGGAAAUUACUCUCCAAAGAGCCAAAUCCUCCRAUAGAUGAGGUGAUAAACACUCAGGGAGUGGUGGAAAGAUUCGUGGAAUUCCUGAAAAGAAGUGAAAAUUGCACAUUACAGUUUGAGGCAGCGUGGGCYCUGACAAAUAUUGCCUCAGGCACUUCCCAACAAACCAAAAUCGUCAUCGAGGCCGGGGCAGUUCCCAUCUUUAUUGAGCUCUUAAACUCAGACUUUGAGGAUGUUCAGGAACAGGCUGUCUGGGCGCUGGGGAACAUCGCUGGGGACAGCUCAGUGUGCAGAGAUUACGUCCUCAACUGCUCCAUCCUUCCUCCCUUGUUAAUGCUCCUCACCACGUCCACCAGGCUGACCAUGACACGAAACGCGGUCUGGGCUUUGUCCAACCUGUGCAGAGGCAAAAGUCCUCCUCCAGAAUUCGAGAAG
Malurus melanocephalus (red-backed fairy wren) is the source of this 856-nucleotide messenger RNA. RefSeq names its product importin subunit alpha-7-like. Gene Ontology annotation, molecular function: nuclear import signal receptor activity; protein binding. The record is from RefSeq and is a predicted model, not a curated record. The transcript has 7 exons. The annotation marks the transcript as partial. Lineage: Eukaryota; Metazoa; Chordata; Aves; Passeriformes; Maluridae. Gene Ontology annotation, biological process: NLS-bearing protein import into nucleus. Gene Ontology annotation, cellular component: nucleoplasm; nucleus.